CUGGGUACUUUUGACGGUGAUGCUCUCACAGGCCACAGCGUUCGGCACACCUGUACAAUUUAAGAACCCCACUACAAGAGAUGUUAUUGUUUUAUUAUCCUUUUAUUAUUAUGUUAUAUUUUGUCAUUGUUGUUGUAAAAGCUGCUCAAUUUUUCCAAUCUCAGAGAUGUUACAAUGUGAGUGAGUGGAAGUAUUAAAAAUUGCUAGCAGUGGGGAAAAAAAAGUCCUAGCUAUACCACUGCAAACUACAAUCACAAUAAUAAACAUAUUGUUAGAUUAAUACCGUUCUGACAGUGUCGGUUAAAAAAAGAGCAUUAUUAUUGUGGAAAAGCAGACUUUUUGAUCCAGCUUUCCAGUGUUGUGACCCAUAAGUGUAUAGUCUUUGGCAGUUCUCAAGAGAUACAGCAGGUUUCAGUGAGGGAUUGUGCACAGAGCCAUAGCAAAUGUAGCUAAGUGUUGCUGACAGUGAUUUUAGCAUGGACGGACACAGUAUGAGCAAAAGCUUUAAAGGGACAACUAAUGCAUCUAACUGCCACAUUUGCUUUUCUUCCAGAGACCCUAUUAUUAAACAAAAAGUCUUCCUACAUAUCAGUAGCUGGAGUCCCAGGGGCACGUUUAGCUCUAAUAUCCUCAUCAAAAACAUCAGAGUGUCUCUCGAUAAUCUUCACAGUCCAUUGGUUGUUUGGGGCGGAGUCCCCUGCUAGAAAGCAUGCCAUGGAAUGUUAAACACUAAUUCACCUCUGAGCUGCCGAGGUGGAUAAAGUGAUUGUUCUAUCUGGGAGCUGAUUAAAACCACUCUGCCCUCUUUUUCCCUCCCUCCUGUGUUCACCUCUGACGUCCAUCACAUUCAUUUCUGUAUUCAUGAGCAGAUGAGGAGGCGCGGGGCGCUCGGAGGCCGUAUUAUAGAUAAUAAGGCCAGCAGGCGCUGCAUUCGCUGCCACAGGUUCCCCCCCGGCCCAGCUCAUUCAAUUACUUCACAAGAGUUCUCGGAGGCGCAGCUGCACUAUGGGGGUGAAGAGCAGUAAAUUGAGUGUCAGACUGCUGUCCAUGGUCCUGAACCUGCAGCGCUCUCAGACUUUGACAGCCUGAAAUGACCAAAUCAGUGAUUCCAACUCUCAAACUGAAAACAAUGGCAGACAAGGUGCUGGUCACAGGUGGAGGGGGCUACAUUGGUAGUCACUGUGUGCUGGAACUGAUUGAAGCAGGCUAUAUACCCAUUGUGGUUGAUAAUUUCAGCAAUGCUGUCAGAGAAGGGGAUGUGCCAGAGAGUAUACGUAGGAUAGAAAAGCUUCUGGAUACCAGCAUUGAGUUUCAUGAACUUGACCUACUGAACAGGGCCGGCUUGGACGCACUUUUCAAAAAGCAUUCUUUCAGUGCCGUGAUGCACUUUGCCGGCCUAAAGGCUGUUGGAGAGUCUGUGCUGCAGCCAUUACGCUAUUACAGGGUCAACCUCACCGCCUCUAUGAACCUGCUGGAGGUGAUGCAGGCUCACAGGGUGCACAAUCUGGUUUUCAGCAGCUCAGCCACAGUGUACGGAGACCCCCAGCGUCUGCCCAUCGACGAGCAGCACCCCGUAGGGGGCUGCACCAACCCCUACGGCAAGACCAAGUACUUCAUAGAGGAGAUGAUUAAGGACCACUGUAAGGCUGAGAAGGGCUGGAAUUCAGUGUUGCUGCGAUAUUUCAACCCCAUUGGUGCUCAUUCCUCUGGCCUCAUUGGAGAGGAUCCUCAGGGUAUUCCCAACAACCUAUUGCCAUAUGUCGCCCAGGUUGCUGUUGGGAGAAGGAAUUGCCUCAGUGUAUUUGGGAAUGACUAUGACACACCGGACGGGACAGGUGUGAGAGAUUAUAUUCAUGUUGUCGAUUUGGCAAAGGGACACAUUGCAGCACUGAAGAAGCUGAAAGACAACUGUGGGUGCAAGGUUUACAACCUAGGAACAGGAAUAGGCUACUCUGUCCUCCAGAUGGUAAAUGCUAUGAAGAAGGCAUCGGGGAAAGAAGUUCCCUACAAAAUCGUAGAACGUAGAGAAGGAGACAUAGCAUCAUGCUACGCUGACCCUCACCUGGCUGAGAAGGAGCUCGGCUGGAAGGCUGACUUUGCACUGGAAAGAAUGUGUGAGGAUCUGUGGCGCUGGCAGUCGAUGAACCCUACCGGAUUUUCCAACGGGGCAGCCUCCUGAUGCCACGGUCAAUGCACAUAGUCUUAAUGUGCAUUAGUGUGUCUUAGUUUUAAUUUCUUUGUAACAUAAAAAAAUCAUUAAGGAAAAUGCUUUAUAAAUGCAAGUAUAAAAUGUUUUGUGCUUGACGUUUUAACACUUCACGGGGCAAUGAUCCAUAUUUGGUUACCUAAGUGGGUGUCCAAAAUGUACCUUGCAUGUCUACAAUGAGGUAGUAGAACAGCAACAUUUCUUUUAACUUAAUCAACAUAAAAAUGAUGUUAAUAACCAAAUAUGAACUAUAUUACACUGACACAUCUGUAUGAAUAAAGAAAUGGGUAUCAACUUUUGAAAUGG
Messenger RNA from Dunckerocampus dactyliophorus (ringed pipefish), 2512 nucleotides. RefSeq names its product UDP-galactose-4-epimerase (gene gale). Gene Ontology annotation, biological process: beta-D-galactose catabolic process via UDP-galactose, Leloir pathway. Lineage: Eukaryota; Metazoa; Chordata; Actinopteri; Syngnathiformes; Syngnathidae. The transcript is spliced from 12 exons. Gene Ontology annotation, cellular component: cytosol. Gene Ontology annotation, molecular function: UDP-glucose 4-epimerase activity. Bases 1091 to 2179 code for a protein of 362 amino acids. The record is from RefSeq and is a predicted model, not a curated record.